Sphaerodactylus townsendi is the source of this 495-nucleotide messenger RNA. Its product is annotated as pre-mRNA-processing factor 39-like. The coding region runs from base 1 to 495 and encodes 164 amino acids. The transcript is spliced from 5 exons. Lineage: Eukaryota; Metazoa; Chordata; Lepidosauria; Squamata; Sphaerodactylidae. The record is from RefSeq and is a predicted model, not a curated record.
AUGCAGGCAGAGGUGAAAGCAAAGUGGUGGUGGAGCCUCGUUGCUAGAGAUGUGGAUAUAUUCAGAACUCUGACUACUACACACACUAAAGAGCCUGGUAAUGAUGGUUUGCAUUUCUACUUGAAUUCCCGGAUACAGUCUUCGGAGCCGAGACAGCCCCAAGGUCGGCAGCAGGAUAACCCCAAGUUAUAUCUCAACUUGCUGGAAAUGGAGUACAACGGGGACCUAAAGCAAAAUGAAGAGAACAUCCUUGUGUGCUUUGACAAAGCCAUCGGCGGUCCCUUGCCUAUAAAGAUGAGGAUUUUGUUUUCCCAGCGAAAAGUGGAAUUUCUUGAAGAUUUUGGUCUGGAUGUGAACAAGCUUUUGGCCGCCUACGAAGAACACCAAGCCCUCCUGAGGGAACAGGAGACUCUGAAAAGGAAAGCCGAGAAUGGGUAUGAAUUCGCGUGCUCUAGCAGAGGCCUCCUGGGCUGCAUGACUGCAGACUGCAUGUAA